UAAAAUAAUCAAUUAACUUACAGCAUGAAAACUAUCAAAUUGUUAUAUAUUCAAAUUAUUAUAUAUAAACAUUUAAAUAUAUAAGUAACUUUAUAAAUAUAUUUUAAUUAUGUAAAAUAUAUAUAAAAACAUGAAAAUUAGUACCCGCACGGUUGUGCGGGUCCAAAUCUAGUUUCUGAAUUAUAAUUUAAAUGUUUACAAGGAACAUGUUUGAACAUUAAAAUGGCAGAAAAUCAAAUAUUGGAAGCUUUUUAUGAAACUCUAUAAAGCAAGAGGUUUUUGAGCUGAUUUCCUUCUAAAAAGGGCUGAGGCACAACAAGAUCCCUUAUUCUUGUCUAAGAAAACUUUAUAAUAACGUGGCACAACAAGAAAGAACGUCAAACCCACUAAUGGUUGAAACUUGGCCCUUGUCUUAUUAGGUUUCGUGAUUCUUUUCCUAACCUUCCCAAAUGGUCGGUGCACUAUGCAAGGCUUGUAAUGUUCUCAUUUUUGGUGGCUUGGCCGGAACGGCGGAACACUAGUAAGAGAUGUUGAUGAGACUCAAUACGAUGUUAGUGUCAAGAUCCUCUUUUUCUCUUCUUUACACUCUAGGAUGAUGAGGUGAAUCUAUAUGCUAUAGUGCCUAUCCAUUUCUUCAUCAUUGCUAAAACCCAUACUUAAUUAUACCCUUGGGACCUCCUAAAAGACACAUUGAACUUUUGGUAGCGUGUUGCUUUGUUAUCUUCUUUGCCCACUUUAGGGACAUCCAUGUGUCAGUUUUCCCUAUUUUCUUUUUAUCCUCAUUUUUAAACGUUGAAUAGUUUGUUAAUGACAUCCAAUACAAUUAUUUGUUCAAUUUUUGGUUAAGCAGUUGGUUGUGAAAAUUUGAGAAUAAUUAAAGUUGAAUCUAGUUUUGGAAAAGUUUAACGCGGUUUGGUUUUUCUUUGAAUUCCAUACUUGUGAUUUAGUCUUUUUCUUUGUGCUAUCAUUUCAUACAAUUUUGAACAGAAUUGUUAGACAUCGCAUGUGCAAAGUAUGCUACAUUCAAGAUUGUUCGCUCGAACCAUUGUGGUCUAGUUCUAAAAUCUAUCACACACGUGUAUGGUGCCUUUCUGCAACUUUACUUCGAUUUAGACACUGAUUGUCUAUUUACAAUUUUGCUUAUCAAACACAUCAUCAAUCUUAACAGUUGUAAACUCUUACAGAUGAAAUUUAUAAAAAAAAAAGACUAGAAAAGUAAUAUCUAAUAUUUUUUCAUUACUUUUCCUAUAAUUGGUGAGAACACAGACGACUCCAAAGUAAAAAAAUCCUCCUCUGUAUCUUUGUAGGUUUGAGGUAUGCAUAAGAACCAAUUUUGUAAGUGGAUGAAAAUAAACUGAUGAGAUUUUUUCUCGAGAGCGUUGAACAAGUACAAAACUAAACUCUAAUGGGCCUGGGCUGCUUAAAAGCCCAAGUAACCGUAAAACCCCCAACACAAGCUUCAGCUUAAACCCUGGAGACUAAAAUCUUACCGUCGUCGUUGAUUCAAAAGAGAAAAAUGGCGAAGCGAUUGAUCCCGACGUUAAACCGUGUAUUGGUUGAGAAGAAUCUUCAACCUUCCAAGACCGUCUCCGGCAUUCUCCUACCGGAAACAUCUUCUCAGUUGAAUUCGGGGAGGGUGAUAGCAGUUGGUCCUGGAGCGAGAGACAGAACCGGGAAUCUGAUUCCGGUUUCGGUUAAGGAAGGAGACAAUGUUCUUUUGCCUGAGUUCGGUGGUACUCAAGUGAAGCUUGGAGAGAAAGAGUUUCUUUUGUAUAGGGAUGAAGAUCUCAUGGCUACUCUUCAUGAUUGAUCUGCAAUUUUUCAUUGGUUUCGACU
Brassica rapa (field mustard) is the source of this 1836-nucleotide messenger RNA. RefSeq names its product 10 kDa chaperonin, mitochondrial. NCBI's taxonomy places the organism in Eukaryota, Viridiplantae, Streptophyta, Magnoliopsida, Brassicales, Brassicaceae. Gene Ontology annotation, molecular function: metal ion binding; protein folding chaperone; ATP binding. Gene Ontology annotation, cellular component: mitochondrion. The record is from RefSeq and is a predicted model, not a curated record.